CUUAAGUCUGUGUCGCGGUAGAGCUUUUUCUUGACUGCAGAACUUGUUGAGAAAGCAUGUUUAUUUUUAACAUUGAGCAAUGGAAAAGUUGUUGGUUCUUCACGAGAACAAACAAUAUAUAGAUGAGUGUGCCGAUAUUCUUAACGAAGAAUGGAAGAGGAGCAAAUCUGCAAGGUUGCAUUCCUUAGAGAAAUCUUGUGAUAGUUUUCCUACCUGCCUCAUCUUGCUUGGAAACAUCCAUGGAGUGAACACUGUUGUAGCUCACUGCAGACUCUCAAAAGUUCAAGGAAAACCUGAUUCAAUUUUUGUGGAAUCAGUUGUAGUUAGGAAAGAUUUGCGUGGUAAGGGGUAUGGAAAGAAAAUAAUGCUGCAAACAGAACAGUUUGUAAAAAGAAAGGGAAUAACAACACUUUACUUGAGCACACAUGACAAACAGGACUUUUACAAACAUUUGGGCUACACAUUUUGUGAACCUAUUGUCAGUUUUGGUGUGAACACUGACCACUUACCAGAGGGCUUUCUACAAAAAUUUCUGCUUGAUACCACCUCUGAGAACAGCAGAGGCAAAGAUCCAAUCUCCUUGUCAACAAAUCAAGGACCGUCUGUAGUAUCUGCCCCCGCAGCUCCCCCACCUCCUCCCCCACCACCCAUAGGGGGAUUUCUCAAAGGACAGUCAAAAGUAGAUAGGUGGGACCCCAAUGCAAUAUCUUGGAUGAAAAAAGAUAUCUGAUGUGAGAAAAAGUUUCUUAUACAUUGUAUGUAAUCCCCUUUUACUCUGUACUUGAAUUAGAGCCGUUUUAACAAAAGCUUGGACUUUGGGUGGGUCUAACUACCAGUGUAGAUAGUUUACUCACCAAAACAUGCUGUGAAAUAUUGACCAUUCUUUUAAUCCACUAAGAACCAUUUUAACAGGAACUUGGACUUUGUAAAGUUGUGUCAAACAGCAUUAUGACGUAGCCCUGUCUAUUUCAUCAUUGGCCACUCAGCCUUGGCUCUUUGAAAUCAACACAAUUUGUAUGGUUUUUUAGCUAAGACUAUGCAAUUGGUGCAUAUUUUGCUCUAAUUCAGUGUCAUUUUUAACUGUUUUGACACAAGAAAUAGGUAGCUAUGUCCUAUUGAAAGUCCAAGGUUUUGUUAAAAUGGUUCUAAUAAUCACAGACUUUAAACAAUGUACUGAAGUACUGAAGGGAGUUGACUUUAUCGAUUAUCAUUUAUUUUAAAAUCAACUUAUCUUGCAUGGCAAUUAGUUUCCAGUCUGUAUUUGAAUUCCGCUUUUUUUUAUUUUAUGAAUUUUUAGACUUUUCCGACCAGAAUUUCAAGAAACCUCAUAUGAAUCAUGUUGUGUUAUAUUUAAAUAUAGAUUUCAAACUAUGUAUUAGUAAUCGAAACAACUCUAAGAAUCAUAUGGAUCCAGGCACUAUUGAUAUCGAAUUCUAGUCUCGUUCAACCAGACGCUCGACUGUCUCCAUUAAUCUCUGACAAGCAAGAGAGCCUCUCUGCUUGUCGGAGAUUUACGGAGACAGCAGAGCGUCUGGUUGAACGAGACUUUAUUAAACUCUGGCGUAGGAACACGAGACUACAAAAAUAUCUAAAUUGUUCGUAUUAUAUAAAAUCUGACUAUUUUCAAAGUGUUUAUAGAUAAGUUUCCUUGAAAAACAAUGCUUCAGCAUACAUUACGGUACAUCAAAUUUUUCCAUUAUUUUCAAGAACUAAGUCUUGUCAGCGGUGAUGACUUGUGCUUAGGUCUAAACUCUGUUUCACUUUCGGUUUUCCAGAGUAAGUGCAUAGGAGAAUUGAUUAAAAUCAACUCCCAAAAAUCAGAAGUUUUUUUCCCCCAAGAACUGCUCUAUUGUGUGAAAUUGAUUUUAUUUCAAUUGAAAUAUACAGACCUGGAUGAAGGCGGGCAAGUGUCAUUGCAUACAAUGUAUUCAUAUCUAUUAACCAGUGACUGGACAGUUAACCAUGAGUAGACCCUGCCUUCAUCAAAUCGGAGUUUGUCAUCUACUGCCCAAAGUCCAAGCUCUAGUUAAAUUGGUUCUAAUGACCCUUUCCAUCCCUAUGGAUUGUUAACAUUCUUCCUUUUAUGUGCAAUAUCUCUUAUGUAUAGAUGAAAGGUGCUUUAAAAUAGUCUCAAUUUAACACAUUCAAUCUUUUACAAAUAAUCAGGUAACAAUGUUAAACUUUUUACAAAUUUGUAUACUUAAAACUGAAUAAAAUAUUUAUUUGUA
This is a messenger RNA of Magallana angulata, 2228 nucleotides long. Its product is annotated as N-alpha-acetyltransferase 80-like. The transcript is spliced from 5 exons. Gene Ontology annotation, cellular component: cytoplasm. NCBI's taxonomy places the organism in Eukaryota, Metazoa, Mollusca, Bivalvia, Ostreida, Ostreidae. The record is from RefSeq and is a predicted model, not a curated record. Gene Ontology annotation, biological process: protein acetylation. The coding region runs from base 80 to 730 and encodes 216 amino acids. Gene Ontology annotation, molecular function: palmitoyltransferase activity; N-acetyltransferase activity; acetyl-CoA binding.